CUAGAAACUGCACAGUUCACUUCACCUACAUAUAUCUAUCUGCUGUGUGUACAGUCCUAUAUGUCGAGCCGAGCCCUGCAGCCCUUCCUUCUCGAUCGAGACAACCGAGACAUAGAUGCCCACACGCACGCCUACCUAUAUAUCCCUUGCCGACCGCCCUAACAAUAAGCAGCCUCCUCUGGCUGCUUGCUGCCUUCCUCGUCACCAUUAGCCCCCUUCCCACCCCCACGGCUCAAAGGGCCUUCCGACCAGAGUCAUUGUGCAGCAACUCGACACUACUACAAUAGUCGCCAACCUUCGCACGUGGUGGCAGAAGUACCAACCUCGGCUGCCUCGUCUACUAAUCUGCUAAAACCCGCACGAGCCUACUGUUCGCCCAGUCCAGUGGCAAACCCUUUCUCUCGGUAGCUGGGUGUCACCGUCGCAACGCCGUCACGUCAAUCGCCGUUGGGCUAUAUGCGAUAGUGGAAAGAGGCCCGUUGCUAGCCUUACCAGCCAGCCCAGCCUGGCAGCUGUCCCCGUUAAUCCCGUCCCCGCCCGCGCAGCUCUUGCCGCCUGUCUCCGCUGCCGCCUCGCUCCCGUCCUCCCUCAGCACCGGCCCAGCUAGCUACCUAGGUAGUCCUUGGCCUUUCGACGCUUGCUCACUCACUCACUCACUCACUCGGUGACACAUCCACGUUGUUUUUGUCCAACCAUUCUCAGCUGGAGCCCAGUGGUCGGGCUGGUCGUACUGCCGGCUGGAGGGCGUCCGUACCGCCUCGAGUUACGCAGCAAUCAGAAGCAAAAGAGAGGCAGAGGGACAAGGAGAGGGAGAAGGAGAGAAAAAAAAAAGAGACAAGCCUCUGGCGGCUGUGUAGCUCCAGCUCUUGCAUGAGCUCUCCCCACCCAGUUCGCUGCUGCUCGACCACGCCCCGUCGCAUGUAUUAAAACCGCCCAGGUCGCCCCCCUUGCUGCGUCCAGAGGCUGGCCACUGUCUGACCCGUUCGCCCAUCGCAUCACCACGCCUGCGCGCACGCCCGCCCGCCCGUCAGCUGCCCCACCACAUCGGCCUGGAGCGACCUUAACCUCCUUCCUUCGGCCGUCGAUCCUGCGAACGCCUCAACCCCACACGCCAAAAAAGGCUGUUGCUGCUGCUGCUGCUGCUGCUAGGCCCCGAGGCUCAGGCCGAGCCAACGGCCACUCGGUUUCUUCCCUUUCCCCCUUGGACCUCCCCCCUUGGACCUUGGAAAUCCAUCUCGACCCAACUUUCCAUUUUGCCCGCUUAAACUCGCUCCUCCCGCAACCGUUGCAUGGCUGGAAUGGCAAUUGCUUGCCCCGACGGCUGGUCAAAGCUCGCUUCAUCAACCCAUCAUGGCGCCCGGAACUACCAGUAGUAAUCAGCGGAACGGCCCUCCAUCCCCGGCGCCUACCGCCAACUCUACCACCUCCAACGACCCGCCACGGCAGAGACGCGCAAGGACAAGCAAGCCCAAGGUCAAGACGGGCUGCAACAACUGCAAACAGCGGAGGAUCAAAUGUGACGAGAAACGGCCAGCCUGCACGCAGUGCGUGCGCUCCAAAAAGGAAUGCUCUGGUUACCCGCCACCUCCCCGGAGUGCGCGCCCCUUCGAGGAGGUGCGCAUUGCUCCCAGACCGCGCCCUGGCGGCGGACACGACGCUGCUCUGGCCGCCGCGCCCGCAGUCAAACCCCUCCAGCCCGUGCAGUCCGCACAGCCCACACAGUCCGCACAGCUCCCUCCACGGCGUCUCUCCAAAUACUACCACCGAUAUACGCCCCCGCAGACACCAGUUGUCCAGCAGAAUUCAAUGACCCUCUACCGGCCCUCCACCUGCCCCGUCCCUGAGCAGGACGGCCUCUACUUCCAGUUAUUCCAGGCUCACACUGCCAAUGAACUGUCCGGUUAUUUUGAUUCAACCUUUUGGUCGCGCCUUGUUCUGCAGGAGUGUCAUUCUGAAGCCGCUGUGCGUCAUGCCGUCGUGGCGCUGGGCGCCCUUUACAAGACUUUAGACAAGCACUGUGAAUCCCCCCCAAGCUCCCCGGCAGCGGCAGUCGUUGUAGUCGACACCGCCUGGCAGCACUGGGAGGUGGCUGUGCGGUCCUACUCCAAUGCUUGUACCUCACUUGUCAGCGUCGCUGGGCAGGACAGCAGGGCCAAUAGGACGCGCCUCAUGGCUAGUGUCUUGCUGGCAUGCUUCGACUCCUUCAUAGGAGACCACAAGCAGGCCAUCAAGCAGAUCCAGACUGGUCUGGGUCUUUUGGAGCAAUUGCGCGCCCAAAGACGGCGUGCGUUCAUGUCAAAACCAGAGGAGCCGGUCGAAGACGAGAUCAUCCAAAUGUUCACCCGGCUGGCCAUUCAGGCAAAAUCCUACGACAUGGCCUUCCACUUUCCGAAACCCUAUGUCAUCCAGCUGAUCCAGACCGCUGCCGACCCAUCUUCGCCCUCAUCAGAGGUGGGAUCGCCUCUGUCUUUGCAUCAAGACCCUAUCCCCGACCAAUUUGACUCCCUUCAUGAGGCACGGAUCGCAUGGGACACGCUGUGUGAGCAGAUGUUCAGGUUUACCGAGAGACUUUUUGCCCAGGCCAGCCAGGACGGCCCAAUGGGCGUCCUCCCUGCAACCCUACGGCAGUACGGCCUGUCGUUUAGGGGCCGGAUAGAGUCAUGGGCGGACGCUUUUGAGCACAUCCUGACCUCGAGGUUUUCACCUGGUGUGACCAGUCAGGAGAAAGCGGCCAUCGCCGUCCUCAAAAUGUUCCAGAUCAUGGGGCAGAUACUCUUCCUCAUGACAUUCAGUGAUAGUGAGCAGCACUUUGAUGUCUUCCAACCCCAAUUCAAGACCAUAGUCGAUCUUGGCCUGGAAGUCGUGGGCGAUCAGGAGCGACGGGCAGCGGAGAAGAGGUGCCCCGAUCCUCGGACAUGCCACCAUCACAAUGAUCAGGAGCCAGACAUCUUUGGUGGGCAGACCUACAUGGCCAACCACAUCAAACCGAGCUUUAGUGCUGAUCUGGGCAUUGUCCCGCCUCUCUACGUCGUGGCCACCAAGUGUCGCAACCCUAUCCUUAGAAGACAGGCCAUCCAGCUGCUGCGGAGCAGCUCCAGGAGGGAAGGCAUGUGGGACAGCGAGCUCACGGCGCGGAUUGGCACGUGGAUCAUGGACAUUGAGGAGGAGGACGACCAGCCUUCAGCCCUGACGCCGGGCCGGAGCCCGGCGGGGUCGUUUUCGGACACGGGCGGGCUCUCCCCGCAGUCCGUAAGCGCGAACGGCAACGGCAUGUCACCAAGGCCGCGCCACGUGCCCAACGGCUCGCCCGAGAUGGGCGACAACCUCGGGCCUGGCGGGAAUGCCCGCUGGGACAUGCGGCGCGAGUCGACGGCGAGCAGCCUCGGCGCUAUGGCGCAGAAAACCGUCCCCGAGUCUAAACGGGUCAUGGUCAAGGCGGUCGAGUUUGACCUCAAGAGGCACAGCGCCGUUUUGCAGUGCGGCAGCAGGAGUACUGCCGCCGGGAGCCCUGACCUCAAGACCCGCGUGACUAAAAUUGACUGGUGAGGGACUGGACUCCCGGACCAUGGUUGCGUCUUAACUGCCCCCCUUCCACCCCCCAAACCUUCCUGGUAUCUGGAAAGGAAAGAGUUCAUGCGCGGGAAUAUGUGCGUGUGUCUAUUGACGUUUUAAGAUGGUUUUCUCUAUUUUGCAUCUGAAUAUACCCCCAAAUGGAAAAGCGGAGAAUUGAUUUCUCCGCGUACUUGUUCUGCUGGCGACGGAAAAUCUGGAUCGGGAAUAGCGAUUUUUUGGUACAAGGGGACACAAAGAACUUGAGAAAGAACUCACAUACUGCAUCUAUGGGAAGGAGGAGCUCGCCAUGUUCAGUUGAGAAGAAUAUUUCAUUGGAUGAUCAAGUAUGGCGUGGAGUUGUCGACCUCAGCGUCGUGCACACAGGCUGUGGUGCCUGAGGGUUAAGACGGAGAGAAUCGAAGCCAGCGCAUCGCUGCUGAUAUGGUGGUAUUAUAACCUGGUACUAAUAGCAUAGCGUAUUGUUGAUUGAUGAGCCACGGUAUCAGUUGCGUUCAUACCCAAUGCCAAUGAGACUUGCGAGUCCUCUGUGAGCAGAAUACCAGCCCACGUGCAGGAACGCCUCUGAUGUUGUUAGCACACGGGACAAGAAACCCCAGCAACCUGGACUCCCACACCACACACGCCCCGGGCACAAUGACGG
Molecule: messenger RNA, 4213 nt
Organism: Diaporthe batatas
Lineage: Eukaryota; Fungi; Ascomycota; Sordariomycetes; Diaporthales; Diaporthaceae
Exons: 3
Coding region: 1351-3546 (731 amino acids)
Biological process (GO): regulation of DNA-templated transcription
Molecular function (GO): zinc ion binding; DNA-binding transcription factor activity, RNA polymerase II-specific
Source: RefSeq, a predicted model, not a curated record